Molecule: messenger RNA, 854 nt
Organism: Cynoglossus semilaevis (tongue sole)
Lineage: Eukaryota; Metazoa; Chordata; Actinopteri; Pleuronectiformes; Cynoglossidae
Gene: c9h4orf33
Product: chromosome 9 C4orf33 homolog
Source: RefSeq, a predicted model, not a curated record
GAGUGGAAUGUUCUUUUAUUAUCUAAAUGGGUUAUUGAGUAACAGAAUUGUAUGUGGCAUUAACCAGACAUGAUAAGGAGCUGAUUAAUAGGCUUAUUAGGACAGGACAAACUCAGUCUUUGCACAAUUGCCAGAGUCAGAGCAAGUGAGACUUGUAGACAACAUGGGGGUCGCUUUAAGACUACAGUGCAUGGCACUUCUACACAUAAUAAUGUGCUGUGCAUCACUUUCUCUAACACAGAUGGAGUUUGCCAUCCAGCACACCUGGGACAGCGAUCCUGUCAGCCAUGAUCCCAUCAAGAUCGCCUUCUCUCCUGGACAGGGAGGGCUGAAGAUGGAAGUGUCUGGUCCCUUCUUCAAUGACCCAGCUGCUCCACCAGGACCACCAGGUCACGCCUUCCCUGGGCUGUGGGAUUAUGAAGUGGUUGAGUCCUUCUUUCUUGAUAGUACGAAGGAAAAUUACCUGGAGGUGGAACUUUGUCCACAUGGACAUCUGAUUUUGUUGCUGUCAGGAGUCGGCCAAGCUUUUGUGCAACAGCUGCCAAUUGUGUUCAGUGCCACAGUCACCGGGGACAGGUGGAAGGGAGAGGCUCUUCUUCCCUGGACAUACUUCCCCCCCAAUGUGAACAAAAUGAACUCCUACGCAAUCCACGGAUCGGGAGAGGAGCGGACGUAUGAGGCUCUCUACCCCAUUCCCAAAGCAGACAUAGUGGAAGGGCAAAAACCCAACUUCCAUCGCCUGGAGUAUUUCCAAAACUUCUCCCUGCAAAGCAUUAUGGGAGAAGGCUGGGUCCAGCCAGACUCUGACUUGUGGAAAGGAAAACAUUGAGCAUUUCUAAAAACCCAAAACAAAA